Molecule: messenger RNA, 919 nt
Organism: Vespula pensylvanica (western yellowjacket)
Lineage: Eukaryota; Metazoa; Arthropoda; Insecta; Hymenoptera; Vespidae
Gene: Theg
Product: testicular haploid expressed gene protein-like
Exons: 6
Coding region: 88-915 (275 amino acids)
Source: RefSeq, a predicted model, not a curated record
AUUUAUUCGAGUGAAGUCUUUCCACGGCUAACUCAUUCUAAUCGACGACGGUCCAACGAUAUUAAGGAAAAUAUUAACCUCGUAAAUAUGUUGUCCCUGAGAAUCAAAUACGCGAUGGCGCAUCUCUCGCGAAAGCAACACACCAGAUUAUUGGCACGUCCAAAUUGGAGAAGACUUCGUAGAGUGGACAUGAACAUAAUGGUAGAUCCAAACGCGAUAUCUCGCGCAGCUCUAACGUGUAAGGCCUCGAAGCGUAUCAAGAUCAUGGCCCGGCCAAAAUAUGUAACCAAGAAAUACGAUGUUCAGGACUAUCCACCACCGUACCAACGAAUUCAUCCAAGGACACUCGCAGCGAGGAGUACCAGUCGUAUUCGGAUUCUGGCUAUGCCGAAAAAGCGCGCUAUAGAGUAUCGGGUUUCCGAGCCUCCCAGGCCACCUCCGAGAGACCACGAUUGGAAACGACACAAGGAGAUCAUAGACAAACUGGCGAAACCAAAAGUCGUUCACAAGCCGAAACACGUUCCGAGAAAGAGGUGGCGGCCGGUCAGGAUGAGACGAAUACAGAGAUUGGCUAUACCAGUGAGCCGUGAGAUUCCGCUUACCAGAGAUCCCUUUUCGGUAACACGAUCCGCUCUAAGGUACAGGAUGACAGAACGUAUGAGGCAGCUCGUCUAUCGAAAAACCGAGUUGGAAGUUAUUACGCCACGGAAACCAGGCGUAGUUUCGCGAGCAGCCUUGAAAGCUAUCGCUACCUCGAGGACGUUAAUCCUGGCGAAGCCCGCGGUACGUCCCGCUGGAAUGGAAACGGAUCUCAGGGAGGACGCCUUCACCGUCUCCCCGGCUGCUUUGAAAGCGAGAUGCUCGAGACGAUUGAAAAAGCUCGCAAGGCCGAGGAAUUACAAGCAUACGAGAUAAUGAU